Messenger RNA from Stereum hirsutum FP-91666 SS1, 342 nucleotides. RefSeq lists its product as uncharacterized. The transcript has a single exon. Gene Ontology annotation, molecular function: RNA polymerase II cis-regulatory region sequence-specific DNA binding; DNA-binding transcription factor activity, RNA polymerase II-specific. Lineage: Eukaryota; Fungi; Basidiomycota; Agaricomycetes; Russulales; Stereaceae. The record is from RefSeq and is a predicted model, not a curated record. Gene Ontology annotation, cellular component: PcG protein complex; transcription regulator complex. Gene Ontology annotation, biological process: regulation of transcription by RNA polymerase II. Bases 1 to 342 code for a protein of 113 amino acids.
AUGUCCUCCUCCUCCCGUUCCACCUCGCCUAGUUCGAAUGUCAGACCCCUCCCCCUCACAUCGCACCGUAGACAGUCAUCCACCAAUGCAACUGAUGAUUCACCUCUGCCACACUCGCCCACGCCAUCAAACCUAGGCGGGUCACCUACGCCUAGCUCCGGCACGAGCAGUACACCCGGCACAAAAAAGCGUCAUGUCUGCUCAGCCUGCCAAAAAUCAUUUACCACAAGUGGUCAUCUCUCGCGGCACACACGCGUGCACACGGGAGAGCGUAACCACAAAUGUCCUUUCCCUGGCUGCGAGACGCGUUGCUCGAGGCAAGACAAUCUUCAACAACAGUGA